Eremomyces bilateralis CBS 781.70 is the source of this 2373-nucleotide messenger RNA. RefSeq lists its product as uncharacterized. The transcript is spliced from 2 exons. Gene Ontology annotation, molecular function: metal ion binding; methylcrotonoyl-CoA carboxylase activity; ATP binding. The record is from RefSeq and is a predicted model, not a curated record. Gene Ontology annotation, cellular component: mitochondrion. The coding region runs from base 115 to 2250 and encodes 711 amino acids. Lineage: Eukaryota; Fungi; Ascomycota; Dothideomycetes; Eremomycetales; Eremomycetaceae.
CCGACGAUGAAUGGUUCUACAAUACGAACAAGAAAUACCGAUCAUUUUUAAUAGACCAUGAUGAGCGAAGACUUCCUGUGACCUUGUAACUGGUUGAUUUUAAACGCCUACACAAUGCAUGUUGUAUCAACAUUGCGAAGAUCCGGCGGGCAGUUCAAGCAUCGUUGGGGCAUCAAUGCGGCACGGGGACUUGCCAGCACUUCAGAUGCGAGUUCGAAGCGACUGACCUCGCUGCUGAUUGCUAAUCGAGGAGAGAUUGCUCUACGCGUCGGGAAAACCGCAUCAGAGUACGGCGUCCGCACGACAACAUUGUACACAAAUCCAGACCGCCUCUCCCAACAUGCCCUCAGCUCGCCUUUCACCGUGAACCUCGGCGAGCCAUCUGCCUAUCUUGACGGCGACCGCAUAAUCGAAGUAGCGAAGAACGAAGGAUGCCAGGCAAUCCACCCCGGCUACGGGUUCCUGAGCGAGAACGCAACCUUCGCUCGAAAAUGUGUCGAGGCAGGGUUGACCUUCAUUGGUCCGCCGUGGCAAGCCAUUGAGGCGAUGGGGAGCAAGAGUCGGUCGAAGGAGAUCAUGAUCGAGGCAGGGGUGCAGUGUAUACCUGGAUAUCAUGGUAGCAAUCAAGACCCGGAGUACCUAAAAGCGGAGGCACACAAGAUUGGGUACCCGGUGCUGUUGAAGGCCGUCAAAGGAGGUGGCGGGAAAGGUAUGAGGAUUGUACAGAAGCCGGAAGAGUUCAUGGACCAGUUGGCGUCUGCGAAAUCGGAAGCCAUGAACUCCUUCGGCGACGAGGUCAUGCUUGUUGAGAAGUAUAUCACCACGCCUCGCCAUAUUGAGGUACAGGUCUUCGCGGACAAGCAUGGGAACUCCGUCGCUCUUGGUGAGAGAGACUGCAGUAUCCAACGGCGCCACCAGAAGAUCUUGGAGGAAUCACCCGCUCCGCAUCUCGACGAGAGCAUUCGACAAGACUUAUGGGCGAAGGCGAGGGCUGCAGCUCUCGCAGUUGGCUAUGAAGGAGCAGGGACAGUGGAGUUCAUAUUCGAUAACGACACGAACGAGUUCUUCUUCAUGGAGAUGAACACUAGGCUACAAGUCGAGCACCCGGUUACCGAGAUGGUGACUGGUCAAGAUCUUGUGCGCUGGCAAUUGAUCGUGGCAGAAGGCGGUGAGCUACCCUUAACGCAGGCCCAGAUUGAAGAGGAGAUAUCGAAACGUGGGCACGCGAUCGAAGCGCGGAUAUACGCUGAAAAUCCCGAUAUGAACUUCAUCCCCGACUCGGGGAAGCUCCUCCACCUUCAGGCCCCACAACCGACUGAGAGUGUUCGGAUUGACGCUGGGUUUGUCGCUGGCGACGAGAUCUCUUCGCAUUAUGACCCAAUGAUCGCGAAGUUGAUCGUAUCUGGUACCGACCGUGAAGCCGCUCUGCAAAAGCUUCGUGCUGCGUUGGAGUCAUAUGAAAUCGCUGGACCUGUCACCAAUAUCGAAUUCCUCAAGCGCAUGUGCGUGAGCCCGGGAUUUGUCGCCGGGGACGUUGAAACUGGUUACAUUCAAAAGCACCAUGCCGAACUAUUCGACCCACAGCCUGUUGAGCCAGAGGUCUACUCGCAAGCCGCGCUUGCUCUACUGCUGCAAGAGAUUUCAUCCAAGAGCGUAGGAUCCAUGUUUCCUCCGUCUAGACAGGUUCUAGGAUUUGGAUCUGGCUAUCCGGCCCGCAAAUUCGAUCUUGUCACCACUCCUUUAGAUGGCAAGAGCACUGCAACGACAACAACGGUACAAAUCCAUCAAACUGGGCCCACAACCUUCGACGUCACUGUUGGCGACGAGGUGUUUCCUGGGGUCCAAGCAACCAUGCCAUCCCCUACGUCCAUCACCACUUUCUACCCCCAUACACGUAUUAAUAGCAAUGUCAUUCGAACACCUCCGUCCAUCGACUCCUCAACCGAAGGAGACAAGAUCAUGGUGUUCCAACGCGGUCGACAAUAUCGACUUAGCAUCGCGUUGCCUUUAUGGCAUGCGAAAGCACUUGGCAUCAAGGAUGUUGCGAACAGCGUGCUCGCUCCAAUGCCGUGCAAAGUAUUGCGGGUCGAUGUCAGGGAGGGAGACAGUGUGACGAAGGACCAAACUUUGGUGGUGAUUGAAUCCAUGAAGAUGGAGACGGUGAUCAGGAGUCCUGGAGAUGGUGUCGUGAAGCGGAUAGUGCACCAAGCAGGGGUAAGUGGUUCCAGGCUUUUCGGGGAUUUCUGCUAACGUGCGAUAGGACAUGUGCAAAGCAGGCACUGCGCUUGUGGAGUUUGAAGACACUGCAUAAUUCGUUGCGGAAAGCCUUUCCUUUCGUCACUGAUGUUGGACUAUUAACUUCCAACAUGUAGC